Molecule: messenger RNA, 1446 nt
Organism: Pyrus x bretschneideri (Chinese white pear)
Lineage: Eukaryota; Viridiplantae; Streptophyta; Magnoliopsida; Rosales; Rosaceae
Product: isopentenyl phosphate kinase
Exons: 12
Coding region: 380-1231 (283 amino acids)
Cellular component (GO): cytosol
Molecular function (GO): kinase activity
Source: RefSeq, a predicted model, not a curated record
CCCAGAACUUUUGAGAGAGUAAACUCAGAGCUUUAGGUACCGGAAACCCCACAAAUUUACGAUGGAGGAGACCAACACAAAAGAUCUCCAAAGCGCUUCUGUCAGUCUCACGAAGCCGAUUCGCUGCAUCGUCAAACUCGCUUUCUUUACGCUGACCCAGAACAGCUGAUUGCUCAAACGAGGUCCAGAAAAGUGCUUUUGGUGUGCUAGAUUAAUGGGCAGCUGAUAAAUUUUAAGCCUUUGUUAAUAUAAACUGUGGAAAACCGAAUCGUUUCAACCUGGGAAAAUCUGAGGAGGUGCAGCAAUUACUUGCAAGAACGAAUUAGAGACAAUAAAUGAAGCAAAUCUCAAGACGGUUUCGUCGCAGCUGAGGCAAUCAAUGGCUACGGGGUCGCUUUCUGGGGAGGUUCUUGGGAUGGAUUGGAGCAAGCAACCUGGAGAAUCAGAAAUUUCAUCUGCCAUACUUGAUUUUGAACAUCGGCCAGUUGCGGACCCCAGCCCCUUUAUAGUUGUUCAUGGAGCAGGUUCUUUCGGGCAUUUUCAAGCUAGUAAAUCGGGCGUUCAUAAAGGUGGGUUGUACCAACCCCUUGUAAAGGCUGGUUUUGUUGCCACACGCAUCUCCGUUACAAAGCUCAAUCUUGAAAUUGUUAGAGCGUUAGCCAGAGAGGGUAUCCCUUCCAUUGGAAUGUCUCCAUUUUCAUGUGGAUGGUCAACCCGUGAAAGAAAUAUAGCUUCAGCUGAUUUGUCUGCAGUGGCCAAGGCUAUUGAAUCUGGUUUGGUACCUGUUUUGCAUGGAGAUGCUGUGCUCGAUGAGUUACUGGACUGUACCAUAUUGAGUGGAGAUGUCAUCAUUAGUCACCUUGCAGCGCACUUGAAGCCUGACUUUGUUGUUUUUCUCACUGAUGUUUUUGGGGUUUAUGACCGUCCACCGUCGGUACCAAAUGCAGUACUCUUGAGAGAAAUCGCUGUGGCUAAAGAUGGGAGCUGGUCGAUCGUGAGCCCAACACUUGAGAACAUGAAUAAGCAAGUUGAGACAAAAGCGGCAGCCCAUGAUACAACAGGCGGAAUGCUGACCAAGAUAUCGGAAGCUGCGACGAUUGCAAAACUCGGAAUCGAUGUGUACAUUGUGAAGGCAGCAACAACCCAUGCUUUGAGGGCAUUGAGUGGAGAAUUGAAAGGCAGCAUUCCAGAUGACUGGCUUGGAACGGCAAUCCGGUUUUCGAAUGAAUGAUCGAUCACUUCUGCUGUUAUGAACAAUCAAGGUGUUAAACGUAAACAUUCGGAGACCAACACAAGAAAGAAGUCGGCGUUUGGAGAAGACAUGGAUGUUAACCACUUAAGAUUCUAUGAACUGGCUCGAUACAAGAUCAGACAAUUGAUUGUUUGAAGUAAAAACAAAUUCAUCAGCCGCUGCGACAGGCCAAUCAACUCUGGUCGUUUAUGAUU